CCCUAGCACCCCUUCCCUUAGCAGUUCUUCCAUUUCUCUCUCAGAGCCGCCCUAAUUCCAUCUCUGAGCAAAAAGGGCCAAAAUGACCACCCGAUUCAAGAAGAACCGGAAGAAGCGCGGCCACGUGAGCGCGGGUCAUGGGCGUAUCGGUAAGCACCGGAAGCAUCCUGGAGGUCGCGGUAAUGCCGGAGGUAUGCACCAUCACAGGAUCCUCUUCGACAAGUACCAUCCUGGUUAUUUUGGAAAGGUCGGUAUGCGAUACUUCCACAAGUUGAGGAACAAGUUCUACUGUCCUAUCGUCAACAUCGACAAGCUCUGGUCCCUGAUUCCUCAAGAAGUGAAGGACAAGGCCAGCAAGGACAAUGCCCCCUUGGUGGAUGUUACUCAGUUUGGCUACUUCAAGGUCUUGGGUAAAGGCGUGUUGCCAGAGAAUCAGCCGAUAGUGGUGAAAGCUAAGCUGGUGUCCAAGAUUGCCGAGAAAAAGAUAAAGGAGAAUGGUGGAGCUGUUGUUCUUACGGCUUAAGUAGUUUUGCUCUUUUAACAUUGAGUUUUUGGAUUACUUUUAAACUGUUUAGUGCUUGGUAUUAAUGGCUACUUUAUUAUGGUUGUUAAUUUUACAUUUUCGUUUAAAUGGAUAUGAGUUUGACUGGCAAGCUGUUAAAUUUAUGGUUUCACAUUUAGUUCUUAA
This is a messenger RNA of Jatropha curcas, 688 nucleotides long. RefSeq names its product large ribosomal subunit protein uL15x. NCBI's taxonomy places the organism in Eukaryota, Viridiplantae, Streptophyta, Magnoliopsida, Malpighiales, Euphorbiaceae. Gene Ontology annotation, biological process: translation. The record is from RefSeq and is a predicted model, not a curated record. Gene Ontology annotation, molecular function: structural constituent of ribosome. Gene Ontology annotation, cellular component: cytosolic large ribosomal subunit; ribosome.